Bathycoccus prasinos is the source of this 1368-nucleotide messenger RNA. RefSeq lists its product with no specific name. Gene Ontology annotation, cellular component: cytoplasm; membrane. Lineage: Eukaryota; Viridiplantae; Chlorophyta; Mamiellophyceae; Mamiellales; Bathycoccaceae. Bases 1 to 1368 code for a protein of 455 amino acids. The transcript has a single exon. The record is from RefSeq and is a predicted model, not a curated record.
AUGAGCACGAAACGAACAGCCUCGGAGGUUCUCAAAGACGCGAGGAAACUCGUCGUCGAACGGAUGAAACGAGGAGGAGUACACAGAGGAGAAGACGUGGUUGCAAAACAACAAAUUCGCUCGAAUAAGAAGGAUUUUUACGGAGCACAACAGACGAGUACGAGUAGUAGUAGUACUACUCCUACCAGCGCGUUUGGUCGGAUCGAAAACGCGAGGAAGACUUUGAACGAGUACUGGUCGUCUUUUAGUAGCAGUAAUAGUAAAUUGAGCAGAAGGACCCAACAACAACCUUUGAAUCAACAAAAUCAUCCGACGACGGAAGCGGAAGCGGGAGUAGAGGGAGGCGGUUCCUCGGCGCCGUCGUCGUAUUUCUUUAACCCGUACUGGCAAAAAACCGAGCAAGUGAUCGAUUACGCGACCAUAGAUGCGGUGGCCAGAGCGUAUAAGAAACCACCGAACCCGAUUAGUUCUUUACGUCACGCCGGGGUGAAAUUUCCGAACGUUUUGUUUCAUCCGGCGACGUUGAGAUGGUACAAGGAAUAUUGGAUGUGUUUGUACGAGAAAGUGUUUUUAGAGAAGCCUUUUUUAGCCGCCUUGGCGACGAGUGUGUUUAAAUGCGUCAGUUCAGACGCGUUCGUCCAAAUAUUCGUGGAAGGGAACACGCAUUUGGAUUAUCAGAGGGUUGGGUGUUUCUUCGCGCUCGGCGUGGCGUACGUAGGCGCGUUUCAGUACUCUUUGUACAAUCACAUGUUGAAACCGCUGUACGGGGUGAUGAAACCAAAGAUGGGGAUCCCAGGCGCGACUGGGGCAAUCGUUGCCGCGGAUCAACUCUUCGUCGCGCCUUUUGUAUACUUUCCAACGUUCUUGGCGAUUAAGAUGUGGUCGGAAAACAAAACCAGCGCGGGAGAGUUUUACGGGACUUUGAAAACGUUAUGGAACGAUACGGUGUUUGAAACCAUGCGCGCUUUGUGGAUCGUCUGGGUACCCGCGCAAAUGUUCAACUUCUGGGUCGUUCCGAGGCACUUGACGAUUCCGUUCAUGAACAUCGUCGGGUUCGGGUGGAACGGGAUUUUGUCCUUCGUUCACGGACAGAGGAAGAUUUUAGACGCCAAGGAGAGGGAGGAGGCGAAGAUAUUCGUGGAAAAAAUGUCGCCUUUGUUGAGCGGAAGCAGAGAGGCGCAUCCUUCUAUUUCUUCUUCUUCUGAAGAAGAAAAAGCAAAAGAACGAGGCGAGGAAAAGAAAGAGGACGGAUUAAUCGCCGGCUUGAUGGAUUCUCAAGUGUCGACGAAACCACUUUUACAGUCGGAGCCGGAGGAGGAAGAGCCGGCCCCCGAGAACGAACCGCGAGAACAAGACGCGCAACAAUAG